Solenopsis invicta (red fire ant) is the source of this 6760-nucleotide messenger RNA. RefSeq names its product Down syndrome cell adhesion molecule-like protein Dscam2. NCBI's taxonomy places the organism in Eukaryota, Metazoa, Arthropoda, Insecta, Hymenoptera, Formicidae. Gene Ontology annotation, molecular function: protein binding. Bases 223 to 6507 code for a protein of 2094 amino acids. Gene Ontology annotation, biological process: cell-cell adhesion; axon guidance. The record is from RefSeq and is a predicted model, not a curated record. The transcript has 29 exons. Gene Ontology annotation, cellular component: plasma membrane; axon.
GGUUUAGUCUAUCUCCAGGCGCUAGACGCGACGAGUGCCGAGAGGGGUUGCGGCGCACGAGGCAGAGGGUUGCGCGCGUGGUUGUACGUCGUCUCGCUCCUGAUCCUUCCCUGCGUACACGCGCACACACGCACACACAUCUACCCACACAAACACGCGGACCAUACGUCUUUUGACCGUUCCCCUACCUUAUCCGCACUUGUCCGACUUCGCGCCGCCCUUAUGUUUAUACUGAUACGCAGUCGGAAGCCGAACAGGAACUUGAUGACAACGGCACCGUCGGCGGGGAUGGACGCAAAACCGCGGAAGAGACAGUUCGCCAGCCAUCGGCCGUGCACGAAUCGGUCGGCCCACCACGUGGAUCGCGGUCUCGUGCUCUCGUCGCUGGCACCGUUCGCGCUCGUCCUCGUCUUCGCGCUCGCAGGUACCUCCGACGCCUCCUACGAGACGCAGGGACCCAGCUUCGUGAUAGAGCCGCCGUCCAGGGUGGAGUUCACCAACGUGAACGGCGGCCGGGUGGACUGCACCGUGCGGGGAAACCCGCUGCCGACCGUCGACUGGCUCGCGGCGGACGGCGGCAGUAUAACGAACAUCCUCGGCAUCAGACACGUCCUCGGCAACGGGACGAUACACUUCCCCGCGUUCGAGGCCGAGGCCUUCCGGCAGGACGUCCACUGGGCCAUUUACAAGUGCUCCGCCGUCAACAGUGUCGGCGCGGUCGUUAGCAGAGACGUCACCGUCAGAGCAGUGGUAAACCAACGUUACGAUCCGGAAGUGCAAAAUCCCAGCGGCUUUCUCGGCAACAACGUGCUCAUGCGCUGCAACGUACCCAGUUUUGUACGCGAUCACGUCACGGUCACGUCUUGGCUUCAGGAACCAGUCUUCAAUAUUUAUCCCUCCACAAUGGGCGAUGGCAAAUAUCAUAUGCUGCCGACCGGCGAGUUGAUGAUAAUCAAUAUUACGCGAAGCGACGCGCAGAUGACGUAUCGGUGCAGGACGCAUCACCGGUUAACUCAGGAUACCGUCGCCAGCAGCAAUGUAGGGCGGCUGCAACUGACUGAAAUUCGGGGCUCCAUGCCGCCUAUAAUAAAUGAGAAGCUGGUAUACAUGUCAGCUCGAUUAAAGGACACCGUCGUGAUCCCCUGCGUGGCCUACGCCAACCCAACCCCGACUAACAGAUGGUACUACAACAGAAAUCAGAGGGAGGAGCCGAUCGAGGAGUCGUCGGGCCAUUACGUCGUUCGUGACGGCUCCUUGAUCAUCCAGAGCGUCGAGGAGAACGAUGCCGGCUCUUACAUGUGCACCGCCAGCAAUUCCGAAGGCAGCGAAACUUUGGAGAUCAGAUUAACGGUGUCUGCGCCGCUGAGCGUUCACGUGCAACCGGCGAUACAGACGGUCGAUCUGGGAAAAUCCGCCUAUCUGACGUGCACCGCAAGUGGAUUUCCGCAAGCGGCACUCUAUUGGCUGAAGGACGGUCAGCCAUUGAGAACUGGCGCCCGGGUAAGGACGGUCUCCAGCGAGCGUAUUUCCGUAACGUCGGUCGCGAGGGAGGACCGCGGCAUGUACCAGUGCUUCGUGCGGAACGAGUACGAAAUGGCUCAAGGAAUUGCGGAAUUGCGCUUAGGAGAGAUCGCGCCGCAGCUGGUCUACAGGUUUAUCGAACAGACAAUGCAGCCCGGUCCAUCGGUUUCUCUGAAAUGCAGCGCCGCGGGUAAUCCCACGCCGCAAAUUUCCUGGCUGCUAGAUGGAUUUCCGCUUCCACAAAACGACAGGCUCCUGAUUGGCCAAUACGUGACCGUAUACGGGGACGUAAUAUCCCACGUUAAUAUUACCACCGUGAAGCCCGAAGACGGCGGCGAGUACGAGUGCAUCGCCAGCAGCCGCGCCGGCGAGACGAGGCACUCGGCGAGGCUCAAUAUCUACGGACUGCCAUACGUCAGACCGAUGUCGCCCGUUUCAGCGGUCGCGGGGAAGCAACUAUAUAUCAAGUGUCCUGUAGCCGGUUAUCCCAUCGAAUCGAUAGUGUGGGAGAAAGGGGACGUAAAACUGCCUACCAACAUGAGACAAAGAGUCGCCAACGGUACGCUGUUCAUCGAUACCGUGCAACGCAAUGCCGACGAAGGCACGUACACAUGCACUGCCAGAAACAAACAUAAUUUCACGUCUCACCGCUCGGUCGAAGUACGUGUUCUAGUGCCACCUAAAAUCACGCCUUUCAGUUUUGCUCGCGAUUUAAACGUAGGGGACCGUACUAGCGUACAGUGCGUAGUCGUGACCGGCGACCUACCACUGACAUUCACGUGGCUCAAAGAUAACGUCCCGAUAGAGACGGUCAGGACGUUGCCGUCGUCGCAGGAUGCGCCGUCGGGCAGCCGCGGUCGGUCGCCGGCCGGUCCUGGGAUGGACGCGAUGAUUAACGGGGGCCCCAAGCUAAGGGGCCCUGCCACCAUGACCGCCUCCGGCCCCGGGCCACAUGACGAAGCGUCCUCCUCGUCCCAGAGAAAGAGCAUUACCAUCGGAAUACAUGACGCUUUUACCAGCGCCCUGAGCAUUAGCACGAUCGCACCCGCGCACAAUGGCACGUACACCUGUCGCGUGACCAAUGGCGCUGCAACCGUCGCUCAUUCUGCACUCCUUCACGUCAACGUACCUCCGAGGUGGACCGUGGAACCUAUCGACCAGAACGCGGUUGUAGGUCACGGCGUCUCCAUCGCCUGUCAGGCCGAAGGAUUCCCCAUUCCGACUGUGACUUGGAAGCAAUCUAUCGGUGAGACUCCGGGUGACUACAGAGAGCUGGGAUACGGCACGGAAGGCGCCGGGGUGGCCAGAAACGGAUCUUUGGUGAUCCCGCGGGUAUCGCGGGAUCACGCCGGAUUCUAUAUAUGCCAGGCGAGCAACGGCAUCGGGCCCGGCCUCAGCAAGCUCAUUCGGCUAACGGUUCAUGCGGGCCCCCAGGUGACAGUAAGGAUGAGGCAGGAAUCGGUGCGACGAGGGGAGAGCGUAAUAUUGCGCUGCGAGGCCGAGGGAGACGCGCCUCUUGAUCUUAGCUGGCGUGUUCGUGACAGCAAGAUCGAUCCUAAUUACGACGUUAGGUACGCGGUAGAUAAUACGGUGGAUGCGUCGGGACGCGUCACCACCGAACUGCGGAUCAUGCAGGCGAGCCACAUGGACCGCGGCGACUACAUCUGCGUCGCCGCGAAUGCAUACGGUCGCGACAAGGCGACGAUCCACCUGCUCGUGCAGGAACCACCCGAUUUCCCACGUAAUCUGCAUGUGGCUGAGCAGGGCAGCCGGUCGAUCGUGCUGGCGUGGUCCUCGCCGGCAACUGAUCGGGACGCGAGCCACGUCAGCUCACCCAUCACCAACUACAUCGUGCAGUACAAGGAGGCGCAAGACGUGUGGCAUGAGCACAACACGCAGAAGCUGGUAGCCGGAGACAACACGGUCGCUCGGGUAUCGCCCCUAAAACCCGCGACUACCUACCACUUUCGAGUGCUUGCGGAAAAUCAUCUUGGAACAUCAGCGCCAAGCGACAUCCUUCAUGUGCAAACGGAUGGUGAAGUGCCCGGUGGACCGCCCAGGCACGUCUCCGUGGAGCCCCUGGGCCCGCAGCAGCUCAAGAUCACGUGGCAACCGCCGGAUCGAUCCCUGUGGAACGGCGAACUACUCGGAUACACCAUCGGCUACACCAAUCUUGGAGGAGAUGAUCAAUUGACGAACACGACGCGAGUAGGAAUCACAGGAAAUGGGGACGGCUCACACGAUUACAGGCUAACCGGUCUACGAAAAUAUACUCAAUAUAGCAUAGUAGUAAAGGCGUUCAAUAGCAAAGGAGACGGCCCGGGAUCCGAUCCCGUGAUGGCGCAAACGUUCGAGGACGUUCCAAGUGCGCCACCGCAGAAUGUAGCUUGCGCCGCACUGAAUGGUCAGAACAUCCAGGUGACCUGGAAACCGCCGCCUUCCGACAAAGUUCACGGGGUCGUGCUCGGAUACAAGCUGCUGUACGAAGCCGCCUCGGACUCGCAGACCGGCAGAGAAACGAAAGUCAGUCAUGCUCUCAGCACGGUCCUGCACACUCUUAGCCCGUACACCAACUACACGGUGCAGGUGCUCGCCUAUACCAGAGCUGGGGAUGGCGUCGCGAGCAGUCUUGUGUCUUGCACCACCGGAGAAACCGUUCCCGACGCACCGGAACGCGUGAAGGCGGUGAUCAGCGGCGAGAACGCCGUCGUGAUAUCCUGGCUGCCGCCGCGACGACCGAACGGAAUGCUGAUCCAGUACACCGUCUACAUCCGCGUGCUGGAGCAGGGCCAGGAGGUGAAGAUCACCAAGAGCAUCCUGCCCGCGCAGAACCUGCAUCACGAGGCGACCGGCUUGAAGCUGCACGAAACCUACGAGGCCUGGGUCACGGCCUCGACUAAGGUCGGUCAGGGUUCCAGCACGCCGGUCAUCAAGCUUCAGCCUAGCGCCACUGUUCCAGCUGCCAUAAUAUCGUAUGGCGUGCCCAUCGUGGUACCGUGGCGAGUGGACGUUAAUAUGGCUUGCCUCGUAGUCGGCGAUCCCCGGCCGAGCGUCGAGUGGCGACGUGCCGACAUGAAACUUCAACAAAAAUCCGACGUGGGGCCGGACAAUACCUUAACUCUGAGAAACGUGCAGAGAAGUCACGAGGACAACUAUUCGUGUCACGCGAAGAAUUCGCUCGGCACGGACGAAAUUACGUAUACGCUGCAUAUACAGGUGCCGCCGACGUCGCCUACUCUGCUGGCGACCGGCACGACGACCGACGCCAUCCAGCUACAAUGGAAGCAGGGCGACAACGGCGGCGCGCCUAUUAAGGGAUUUCUCUUGGCUUAUCGUCGGGAAUACGCCGAAUGGGAGGAGGUCAUGCUGGAUCGGCGUGAGAGCACGCAUCUCCUCGAGGGCCUGCAGUGCGGCACGCGGUAUCAAUUUACGCUCGCGGCCUUCAACAGGAUCGGGAGCGGCAGCGCGAGCGACAUACAAACGGCGAAGACGAACGGCUCGAAGCCGAUCCCGCCGCCGAAGCAUCACUUCGUCAGGCCGAAUCAGACGUUCGUUAUUCUGGAAUUGGCGGCCUGGCAGGACGGCGGCUGCCCGUUGACCUACUUCGUCGUGGAAUAUAGGAGGCUGCCCGGGGAUUGGCUGCUCGUGUCGAAUAAUGUGCCGCCGCAGUCGAAAUUUCCCAUCGUGGAUCUGGAGAGCGGCACCAGCUACGAGCUCCGCGUGACGGCUUACAACAACGCCGGUUCCACCCAAGCUGAGUACCUGUUCAGUACGCUGUCACCCAGCGGAAACAACCGUUUGCACGAGGAUCAUCCGCAGGAAAGCGAGAAUACUCCGCUCUACCUCGACGCUCACGUUUUGGCGCCGAGCGUCAUCUCCGUUAUCGCUGUCAUGCUUGCGAUCGCCGGAGUGUGCUUUUGUCUCAAGACACAUCCGGAUGGAUCCGGCGCGAACGAUCCGAGCUCGCAAACGCAGGCGGCCCUAGACAACAAACACAACAUGGAGCAAAGGGAACAGUACUACGCCACCGUGAGGAAACCGGGACAGCAAUCGCCUUGCCGCGAGGUGAGCGCCCUGGAACGAAUACCCGAGUAUUCGGAAGACAUUUAUCCGUAUGCCACCUUCAAUCUGCCCGAGCAGGAAAAUCUUUCGGCGAACCCCAUGAGACAGGCGUUCUUCUACGAACGCAGCGAGACGAUGCUGCAAGGCGCUCAAUGCGACGUGGACCAGUACACGAAAGUACGUGGUCGUGCGCGACGCAAAUCGAAAUCGUUCAAAUCGGAGUCGGAGGAGUACGACACGCUGGGCUCUGACAGCGACACGGAGGUCGGCACCAGCAGUCGUACCGAGUCGUCGAAUCACCUGGACGACUCCGGUCCGACGUCGAUAAUGGCCCGCUCGCCGGGGCCGAACUCCGUGAAUCAGCGGGAGCAGCGGCUCGCCCUGGUGCAGCGACCGGUUCAUCAUAAUGUGCUGUACCACACGCACGAAUCAAGUACAUCAACCGAGCCGUCACCAAUUUCUGAGAGAAAGACUUUCCCGAGGCUCGAAAAGCAACGGAGUCGCGGCGCGAUCGACGUCGCGAUCGACGGUCGCAUUCCCGGUAUACUGCGACCGGUGCUGAAGCUAUCGGAGUCCGGAGUGCAUUCGUGCUCGCGAGGAGCGUCGCCGAGUCAUCCGGUACGUCCUGGUUCCUACGACAGGCUGGAGAAGGAGCCGCCGAGCAGGAAGUCCGUCGAGUCGCUCUGUCUCCUGGAGGAGCCGGCAGGCACGUUCAGAAUGAUGAGGAGGAACGACGAUUGGGGCAGCGAGCUGUCUACGUUGGAAUUGAAGCCACCGAGCGGUUUCACCGACGUCCACGAGACCAGUGAGGCCGAAUGCGACAUCGACAUGAAGCUAAAGUUACACAGGAAACGACUACCGAGUGGUCUCCACUCCAACAGCUCGCUCUCCAAAUCGCCCAAGGAUUUCACUAUCACCGUCUAAGUGUUUUAAUCAAAUAUCGAAACCAAAAUGGAAUUUAAGGAAGCCCAAAAAAAAGCGAAAGAUUUAAAUAAGCAAAGUAUUGCCAAAGCAUGAGUGUUAUUAAGUCAAGUAAGUUACGAUUUCUCGCUGUUGAGAUUCUUGCGAUUGCCAACGUCGCUCUGCGGAUCUAGAUCUCUGAAUGUUUGUCUUUUGGAGUGAUUACUCUAUCAAAGACAUCGUUUACAAAUAAAGACUUAUUUUUGUAAAAAAAAAA